GAAAUGUUCUAGAAUGUUUCUUCUAACCGUUGUCACAGCAAAUACUGAGUUCUCAAAGGCUGGGGGGUGGGGGUGGGGAGAAUAAGAGAAAGGAACUGUCUAAAUUUCUGGAAAAGAUAAGAAGAGCUACAUCAGCCAGGGAGCAGUAGGGAUCUUGACAGCACAAUUAUGGUAUGAAUAAUAGAAGGCUUUAACAGGUCAGAGGUGUUUGUGUCAAAGAAAUACAUGCUGAGAUUCUAAAUUGAUCCUGAAAAUGAGUAAUUAUUCUGAGGUUAAAGUAAAAAUACCUUUUGGAAAUAAGACCCUGGAUGCUGUUUGUUCUGUCCCUGAUAAGAUAUUAACUGACCAAGUGUUAAUAUAUGCAGUGAUUCUUACUCAUGGAGCUGCAGGAGAUAUGAAUUUUCCUCAAUUGAAAUCACUGGCAAGCCAUCUUGCGACUCAUGGCAUCUUGUGCCUGAGAUUUACUUGCAAAGGCCUCAAUAUUACACACAGGAUAAAGGCAUAUAAAGCUGUUUUGGAAUACCUGAAGACUUCAGAUGAAUACAGACUUGCAGGUAUUUUCCUUGGAGGUCGUUCAAUGGGUUCUAGAGCUGCCGCUUCUGUGAUGUGUCAGAUUGAACCAGAAGAUGUCGACGACUUUAUCCGAGGUCUCAUUUGCUUUUCUUAUCCCCUACACCGUCCAAAGCAGCAGCAUAAGCUCAGGAAUGAAAAUUUGCUGCUUAUCAAAGGCCCCGUGCUCUUUGUCUCAGGCUCAGCAGAUGAGAUGUGUGAAAAGAAAUUGCUGGAGAAAGUAGUAAAGACAAUGAAAGCCCCUACUAAGAUCCACUGGGUUAAAAAAGCCAGUCAUUCCAUGACCGUGAAAGGACGAUCUGCAGAUGAUGUUUUGAAGGAAAUCAACACACGUGUUCUUUCUUGGAUCCAAGAAAUCAUUGAGCUGGACAAGAAAUAAUUCAUUGAUUAAAAGCCAUGUGUCAUUUGGAA
Molecule: messenger RNA, 981 nt
Organism: Sarcophilus harrisii (Tasmanian devil)
Lineage: Eukaryota; Metazoa; Chordata; Mammalia; Dasyuromorphia; Dasyuridae
Gene: TEX30
Product: testis expressed 30
Exons: 6
Coding region: 254-949 (231 amino acids)
Source: RefSeq, a predicted model, not a curated record